Penicillium daleae is the source of this 711-nucleotide messenger RNA. Its product is annotated as sulfotransferase family protein. Lineage: Eukaryota; Fungi; Ascomycota; Eurotiomycetes; Eurotiales; Aspergillaceae. The record is from RefSeq and is a predicted model, not a curated record. The transcript has 2 exons. The coding region runs from base 1 to 711 and encodes 236 amino acids.
AUGGGCCAAAAGGUGUCCGUUCCCAAGGCUGGCGCUGAAAUUCAAGUCAUUGGCGCUGGUCUCCCGCGAACCGGGACCGCGUCAUUCAGCGCAGCUCUUGAAAUACUUCUAGACGGACCUACAUACCACGGCGGCACCCAAAUCUCACGAGGCGCACCUAUCAAAGUCAAAUCAUGGAUCAAAGCUUUACAGUACUGGGUCAAAGGAGACGCAUCCAGUCGCAUCGAGAUGCAGAAAAUCGUGCGGCAGCGUUUAGACGGCUACACAGCUGUCACCGAUGCACCAUGCUCAGAAUUUGUCCCUGAGCUUCUUGAGAUCUAUCCCGAUGCAAAGAUCAUUUGCACGACGCGCGAUCCAAUUGCCUGGGAGAAUAGCAUGGUUCAGAUGCAAAAGCAUAGCAAUGGCCUGUGGAAGCGGCUGUAUGGCGUUGAGGCUGGAAGUCAUGGUCGCGAUACGUAUGCCAGGCACAUUGCUUGGUUGAAGGAAACUGUGCCUGAGGAUCGUCUGGUCUUUUUUGAUGUGAAGGAUGGAUGGGAGCCUUUGUGUAAGGCACUAGGGAAGAAAGUCCCAGAGGGUAUUCCAUUCCCUCGUAUCAAUGGCUCGGAAGAAAUCAAUCGCACUGCUCAAUAUCAUAUUCAACAGGGUUUGAUGCGAUGCGGAACGAUCCUGGCUGCUGUCUCUCUUGCUGUUGGGGUUUACAUGACCAUCUAG